Molecule: messenger RNA, 3918 nt
Organism: Alternaria incomplexa
Lineage: Eukaryota; Fungi; Ascomycota; Dothideomycetes; Pleosporales; Pleosporaceae
Exons: 4
Coding region: 1-3918 (1305 amino acids)
Source: RefSeq, a predicted model, not a curated record
AUGUCGCAUUCAAACACUAGUCCAUCGUCAGAACCGCGCGAACGUUAUUCAUGGAUAUCGCUUCCUGAGAGCGAUACCUUAAGCGGCAUCACGCAGCAUGAACACGCCGAACAGGGCGACGGCGUCGACCGCACUCGCAGGCCUGAAUCCCGAGCUCAAGAGCAACGCGAACACACCGAUUCGUCUCCUCAUGCUGCUCAGGAAAACGAGACGCUUCUCUCCAGCCGAGCAUCUACCGCACUCAGUAGAGCAAUCGAUGACCACUCGCUGGAUGAGCCGCAAAUAAGGAACUUCGAUGAUUCCCAUGAGCGUGAGUGCAACACCGAGUACCCCAAGUUACUAUGUCCGACAUCUUCUGACGAGCUUAAAGCAAAGUUUCAAGAUCAAAGCCUGCGGACAUCCACAGAUUGGGUGCCAUACACGCUGCGGCGCCCAUACCUGAUCACUCUUAGCCAAGCAUCACUCAUACUCUCGACCGUAUUAGCAGCCCUUAGCUGGCACUCUUAUAAAAACCAUGGACUCGGAGAUGAGGAUGGGUCUACUGGACUACUCAUUGGACGGAGAUAUACGCCCACUAUCGUCGCCAUUUUCUUCACGCAGGCUGUUGUCCAGGUUGCAGAGGAUGUAAAGAGGACUGAAGCAUACGCACGCAUGGCCGGCCCCGAAUCUAUCGAAGCCAAGUUCACCCUAUUCUAUCUGCCCAAGGUCUGGUGGAAAAGCAUCUUUGUAGGUUUCUCUCGAAAGCGGAGUGGCGGCCACCGGAGAUGGAAUCUGGCCUUGUCUUCGCUCGCAGCUGGUAUCAGUGUGCUCAGCAUUUCAACCUUCUCGUCGUCCGUAUUUGUUGCGAAAGAAAUCUUGUACCAGGAGGAUGUGCAGCUUCAACGGUAUGCCGCUGGCCAGACAAUUGGCGAAGACUUGUCACCCAUUCAGCUUUCACCUCGAAGGGAUACGUAUCUCCGAACUAUAAGUGGAUAUCUCUUCAACGUAUCUACAUCUAUCUGGUCGUCGAAUUCGCAAGUCAUUGUACCUUUUGGAGCAUCAAAUGGCGACAAGCGCCAUGCAACGCUUCCGAACGGUAUAUGGCAAGCAGAUACUGAGGUGUUCCAUCUAAACUACAGUUGCACAUCGAUGGCUCUGGUCGAGAAGGACAUAAUCGAUAUUACCUACAAGUAUACAGACAUCCCGAUAACGUCAUGUCCAAACGACACAUGUACUGUCUCCUCAAAGGGGUUCAAAGUUCGAUCAGAGGAUGGUUGUGAGGUCCAAAUCCAAGGUCCAAUCGCUCAAUGGGAUGCUUUGGGAGCCGAGUUGAACUCCGAUGGCUUCAUUAGCGAUACCUUUACAGAUGAUGGUGGCUUGCUCUGGACCAACAUGUCUUCCAAUUACGUGUCGUGGGAGACACUUAUUCGAGAUUACGGUCAGCCUCCAGCAAUUCGCUCCGUUGGAGAGAAGGUCCUCGAGCAAUGGUCUCGCACGUUCAUUUAUGGUUUCUCCGAUCAAUGCAUUGGGCGUGACCUGCUACUUGUAUCGCCUCAAUGGAUUGUCCGGCCGUCACCUGUCGAUGUGCCCGUGGGUGUAUGGGAGAAAGACUCAUGGGACAACCUCACGAUACGGGCACAAGUAUGCACUCCGGAAUAUCAUGCAGUCAGCCUCCCAGUCUCUGCAUCCAUCGACAGCGCUGAAACUUCCAUGUCCUUCGAUGUAUCAGAGUUUGAGCGACGCAGGCAGCCUGUGUCGAAACAAGCCAUCGAUUUCGACUUAUUGGAUGAUCUCACUUUUCGCAGUGACAAUUGGGACAAGUCUUCAUACUGGAUAUGGGCCGCGGCAAAAUCAGCGUCGCGGAAACAUUGGAUGCUUUGUCUAAUAGCUACUGGUACAACCUUAUCACAAAUCCUCAUCAUCUCCAUGGCAGCCGUCUUCGAAAGACAGACCGCAUUGAUUAGUCGGGAAACUUGGGACCCAUCACAUAUUGAUACACUUUGGGUGACAGCACCUUUUGAGCUUCUACAAGAGCCUAUCGGCUUUUCCAACCCAGGCGAACGAACGCGCAAUUUCGACUUAGACGAGCAUAUGUUGGACUCAUCCAAUAUUCAGUGGCUCAACCACGCGUUGGACGAGAUCCUUCUAGAAACACCGCAACUGGCGUGGACUAAGGAUGAAUGGACGUUUACCCCACUUGAUAUGCAAGAGCUGCCAAACGUUACGGUAUCCUCGAAAUCGCGUUCCGGUUCUGGGAGACAUACAAGCUCUGAUUCUAUAGCGUCACCCGCAAACGCGUCUUUCAUCACUUCCGCUAUCCGAAGUCGAUUACAGUGCUCUCCGAUUGCCGUACCAAACUCCGACUGGCUUGACCAAGCCGCAGACGUUUUUCCCAAUCGUACCAGUGAAGCGCUACAAGGAUUUGCAUUACCGACUACUCUAUUCGACGGCGAAUCGUACAAUACCUCUGUCUUCUCGGCCCGGAGACGGUUAUCAUGCUGUGCGAAUGGCACAGAUCCUGGUCAGCAAGCUGUCGUUGCGUAUUGGAGCAGCAACAGCUCAAUGAUUGAACGGGUGGAUCCUAAUUUCUUCAUACAAGAAUGCACUUAUGAACAACUUACUAAUGGCAACUGCACGAGUGCCAAUGCGCCGUCCGAUCCCCUCAGCGAGGAUGGGCCAGAAGACGUUAUCGUUCAAGGUUCUUGGUACCGUAACUUUACCAUCAAGUGGAUCGUGGGGCCAGGUGUGACUGCGAAGAUAUCUGGACCUAAUCCAGCUGCGAACCCGAAGGUACAACAAAUUAGCGCACCGUACGGCUCUGCAGAUGAAGAGCUUCUCUACUUCACGGAAGAGCCCAAGAUGGCUAUAAUGGACUGUAUCAUGGUCAUCGAAAAUACAUCCGCCAGUGUUACUAUAGCUAGGAGUUCUGGGAACGUUUUGGAAUACAGCUUGGUGGCGGACCCACAGCCUGCUCUAGACGCAUGGGAUUACGCCUGGGAUAUCCUGUACCCUAACCCAACAUCCUACACAGGAAGAGGAAAUGUCAGUUACGGCCAUCUAUUCAUGACGCAGCUCCUCACCGCCCCACACAUCAUCACACCUCACAUAGCGCAUUCCUGGCUAUCCUACAACCGCAGCAUCGAAGAAACAGCAAGCGAACGCUUCAAUAUUCGCGACCGGGAUCGUGGCCUCAACGUCGACUUCAUGUCCUACGCAAACUGGAACCUUGCCAACAAAGACACCGAAUCCCUGCUAAAUACAACAACGCUAUUGCGACAUUCCGAGAAGACGUUACAAAUCUUCUUCAAACACUUUGUCAAUAGCGGGUCGUCGAGUCUCAGCGGGAGCUGGUCAUCUUCAGGUCCUGAGAGAGCAGCCUACCAGCGAGCCUCGUCACAGCCUGUGAAUGGGACGUUUACGAAACGGGUUGAAGUUCUUGCUAUGAAUGAGACGGCAACGUGGCUCUCGCUUACCAUACUCAUCCUACUUAUCGUUAUCCUGGUUAUUCUGGUUGUGGGCUUGCAGAUCAUAUAUCCGAGCUCAUGCAUGCAACAUCGCGUCGAGUGCUUGGCAGACGCACUGGCUAUGGUUGCUGGAAGCGAGGGGCUGAUCGGUUUGAUUGAGGAGCAGGGUGUUGACGGCUUUGCUAAGAGUGGUAGACUGACUAAACUGGAUUGGUUCAGAGACGCGCGUGGAGAUGUUAGGUGGGGUGUUGAACUCGUGGAUGCAGAGGGUGUGGAAUGGGUUGAUGGACCGGAGGUUGCCUCGGCUGGGCACGAUGAGGAGUCAUCAAUUCAGUGCGAGGAAGUAGUCGAUGCCAGCAGUGCGCUUCUGGAAAGUGGACGAAGGUCACCUUCCCUGCGGCAUUCCGUUCAGGAGCAACAGACAGAGCCAAUGGUGGGACCCAGCGAUGUCGCCAACAACGCAUCGAGGCUAUAG